AUGGCGGAGGUCUACAAAGCUGCACGCGAGAGGAGCCCCGGCUGCAUCCUCGCUGAGCUCCCGAAUUGUCGCGAGGCCCUGUUGCCUGGCGAUCGAGCGAACUGCUGCGAGCUCUUAGCCGUGACGCCCAAGUCUCUGCCUCUGGUGCUGCCAGUCCAGUUUCAGGUGACCCUGGGUGACGCAGGUGAGAGGGAGGUGGACCUUGCUUUGCUGAAGCACUUGCUGUGCGAGAUGUUGGGCGAGUACAAUUACCACCUCAGAGAUGAGACUGCGCAUUUUGUGCACAAGACGGAGACUCCUGGAAAGACAAAGCUCGUCGUGCUGAGUUCGGCCGUAGAACGCCUGGACGCCCUCGUGAACCACAGGAAGAUGUCCUUCUUGAGCGUCGUCGGCAAGCCCCGGGAGGGAAAGAGCACGUUGCUGGAGCUCAUGCGCCGGCAUUGCAGCGAAUGCGAUGGAGGAGCGCUUUUCAAGUGCUCUGACGCCACGGGGAAGGCGUGCACGAAGGGGCUGUGGGUCUCCAUGCAGCCUUUGACGGCCCCUGGUGCCCUGAACAGGGACACGGCCCUGCUCUUCCUGGAUUCCGAGGGCCUUUUUGCCGAAGACGGCACGGACCCGGACUACUUUGUGAGGCUCUUCACCAUCGCCUGUGUCCUGUCCAGUGUCAUGAUCCUGAACAACAAGAUCAGCAACACCGUGGAUGAAGGCUUCAAGGCACCCCUGUAUCGCCUGGCAUUGCAGUACAAGAGCUUCUUCGACCAGAACGAGUGGAUUGCGAAACACCAGCCGAAAGUCCUCUACUUGGCAAGGGACUGGAACUCUCUUCAGAACCUCGACGAGGACCAAGCGGCGUGGGAUGAGGCUUCCGGCCGGCUGUCCAACCGAAAGAGUGAUCUGCGGGACAGCAUGCAGUUCAUCAGCGACGCCUUCGGGACGGUUUCCUUCGGCACGCUCCCCAGCCCUGUUCCUGGCGUCAACAAGGAGGACGUUGUGUCCAAGGUCCUUGAAGUAGGCUUCCGGGACAAGCUGGGUGCAAUCCUUGCAAAGCACGUCUGGCCAAACUUGUCACCCAAGCAGUUCGAGUCGGACGGCAGAACUUGCUUCCUGAAGGGCUCCGAGCAGUUGCUGGAGCUUCUGCAAGACACAGUCAAGGCCGUUUCGACAGAAAGCCUGCCCUGGCAUUCAACUCUGCAAAAACUCAGGGAGAAGGCGGCGCUGGAAUGGCUGGACGAAGAGGUGCAGAAGCUGACUGCAGAUAUCGAGCAGCAUUUCAACUACGUGGAGGCGCAGGCCCGUCCGGGUGCCUUGGAGGAUCUGAGAGAGGCGGUGCAGAGAGUGAAGCGUGGCGAGCAUGAGAUGCUCCAAAGGACGACGGUCAAUGGUGAGCCCUGCAUGAGGGUCUUGGGCCCACUUGAAGAGCUUCGGGGCUUCAUCAAGGACGUCCCGGUUGAGGCCGUCCGGAUUCUGCCCUUCAAGAUCCAAGAUCUGACGCAGCAGAUCUCCGAGCGCAGCAGUGGGCUGUCACAAGAUGCGUCGCACGAGCUGCCUGCAGGAAUAGCGGCCAAGCAUCUGAAGUCGGCCUCGGACAAGCACGUGCAGCCUUUGCUGGACGCAGCACGCUCCCUUUGCCAGUGCUGCGCAGACGUGGAGAUCCGGUACCGCCUGAACGCCUUCGAGGCAGCAGCCCGAAAGGUUGAGCGGGCAGAUGCCUUGCAGCAGCUUGCGGCGGAGGAGCGACAGCAGCUCCGACGGCUCUCAGAGGAAUAUGUGUUUGCAGAGGACGCCUGGGUGGGAGCCGAAGCACGCCUGGAGGAGACGGCCUCAGGAAUCCUAGAGAUGCCAGCUUCGAUUGUCCACAAGGAAGUGGAGAAAUGGCUCGGGCGCAAGCUCGCGGGCUCGGCAGGCGUCCCAUGGCAAGAAGCCCUGAGGCAGUCCGAUGGUGAGCAGCUCUUCACGCUGUCCGUGCACGACGUGGAGAAGGAGGGGCUCCCCAGCAUCUGGCACGAGUAUGUUUUCAAGUCCGGGGGGAUGCCGGCGCUCUGCCAGCAUCUCCCAGAGCCCGAGAUCGCCGAGCUGCUGAAGGCGGAGCUCGCCUCGCUCCAGGGACACGUGCAAGAAGAGCGUGCCAGGCGACUGGAGGAAGGGAGCAAAUCCAUGGCCUCCUGGCUGGAGCCCUUCGGAGUCGAUGCAGUCGGGCCUUGCAGGUCCAUCUUGGAGGCCCUGGAGCACGGCGGGCAUGGUGGCUUCGAGGAGGAUCUUAUGCAGCUCCUCUACAAUGGCAAUGCGACGAAGGCAGAGCUGCUGCGACGUAUCGACGAAGUCUCCGACACGCUCACCCAGAAUGCCGCUCCCCAAGCGAGCGUGCUGGGGCACGAGCGGGCCAGAGCAGCGAAGCAGGCCAUGACGUCGGCCUUACAGUGCUUGCAAGAGGUCUCCUUCAGAGGCUAUCAGCUGGCAGUUCCCACGGAAAGACUGGAUCAGCUCCGGGAAACGCUCCAGAACGUGGGCAUCGACGCUUUUCGCUUGGAGCCGCUGCAGUUGGACAGCCGCUGCUGUGUCAAGGUCGUCUUGUCUGCGACUGCAGACAUUGCGAAGUUGGCCAAUCUGAGCCGUAGCAUGCGGAUGUUCAAGGAGCUUGGCCUUUUCUUGCCGGCUCCGCAGUGGAAGUCCAAGUACAGCGCGGAAGCAUGCAAGAGCGAAAGGUGGAAAGGCCACGUAGGCCUGCACAGCAGAACGGAGGAUGAAGAUUUCAUUCACUACAAGGAGACCUUUGAGGACUACUGGUUGUCAGAGUACGUGGAUGAAGACAUGAAGGUGUUCCACGUGGGUGGCACGGAGGUCGCACUUCGCUGUUGCUUCCGCUUGGUCCUCUUUCCAGUCUCUUCACUGGCCGAUGCCGAAGCCCUGUACCAGAGUUUCUUCGGGGUAGACUGGGGUGCUGCCAUCCGUUCGACCAUCCUUCUUGGCCCCACGGACAACCAGAUGGCAAUCGGGGAGGUUGAGGCUGGCAGGCUGAUGCGCCAGCAGUUCCAGACUCCUCAGCAGCUGACCUGCAAGGUUGGGGAGCGACACCUCCUCGCCAUCGCCUGGGCAGGUGCUGGUGAGUGGCUCUGGCCCUCCGUUCCGCCAGCGGCCGUGCAAGCCGCAUGGGAAGAGGCCAAAGACGCCCUUCAGGCUGCAGAGGCCGCCGAGGCAGCUCGCAGGGAGGAGGAGCAGAGACGCGCCCAAGAGGCUGCCGCUGCCGAAGCAGCUCGCAGGGAGGAGGAGCAGGGACGCGCCCAAGAGGCUGCCGCUGCCGAAGCAGCUCGCAGGGAGGAGGAGCAGAGACGCGCCCAAGAGGCUGCCGCUGCCGAAGCAGCUCGCAGGGAGGAGGAGCAAAGACGCGCCCAAGAGGCUGCCGCUGCCGAAGCAGCUCGCAGGGAGGAGGAGCAGAGACGCGCCCACGAGGCUGCCGCUGCCGAAGCAGCUCGCAGGGAGGAGGAGCAAAGACGCGAGGCAGCUCGCCGGGAGGAGGCGCAAAGACGCGCACAAGAGGCUGCAGAUGCAGAUCGCAGGGACGUGCAGGCUGCGGACGGCCGUAGUCCCGACAUCUUCGAGGCCAUCCGGCGCGGUGACCUGGCUGCGCUGGAGGGCUGCCUCGAGCGGGACCCGGCCUGCGCGCGUUCCUGGCAGGGAGGCUGGAGUCCGCUACACCUAGCGGCCCAGAUGGGCCACGCAGCUCUCCUCGGCCGGCUCCUGACACUGCGGGCGGAUCCGUGCGCGAAGACCGAUCGAGGUGUCACGCCCCUUCACGUAGCGGCCGGCAGCGGCAACCGUCAGGGGGUGGUUCAGCUCGUUCAAGCACGCGCGAACCCAGAGGAAGAAGACCAUUCAGGAGAGACGCCGUUGUCGCGCGCCCUUGACAGGGAAGAUGACAUGGCCCAGCAGAUGAUGCAGGCGGUUGAAGAGCCCAUGGGCAGCUUCGCACCGCCUCCGCCACCUCCACUAUCACAGGCGCUCCGAACCACUUCAGAAGAGGUGUGCAAUGCGUACAUGGAAGCCGCAAGAAGUUGCGCGGACCCCUUCGCGGCAGUCGACAGUGGUAAUCUCGAGGCAGUUGAGGGCUGGCUUCUCCUCGAGCCCGAGUGCCUUAACUCGAGCAAGAGUGGAUCGACGCUGCUGGAGCACGCGCGGAGAUCCGGUCACGAUGCCAUCGUGAGCCGGCUAUUGGAAGCCCGAGCGGAUCCAACAGCAAGACCACAGACUGAGGGGCUCCGAAACACACAAGAGGAGGUGUGCAAUGCGUACAUGGAAGCCGCAAGAAGUUGCGCGGACCCCUUCGCGGCAGUCGACAGUGGGAAUCUCGAGGCAGUGGAGGGCUGGCUUCUCCUCGAGCCCGAGUGCGUUAACUCGAGCAAGAGUGGAUCGACGCUGCUGGAGCACGCGCGGAGAUCCGGUCACGAUGCCAUCGUGAGCCGGCUGUUGGAAGCCCGAGCGGAUCCGGAUCCAACAAGAGCGCUGCCCGAGGCUGAGGCGGCGCCGCCUCCAUCAUCCCAGGCGAGCGGUGGCUACGCUGAGGCAGCAGCCGCCAGUGGGCAUGCGGCGGAAGCAGCAGCCGCUGCCAGCCCAGACAUCUUCAGGGCAGUCGAGAACGGGGAUCUCAACGAGGUCGCGAGCCGUCUUCUUGAAGACCCUGACGCAGUGCAUGCCACUCGUGGUGCAAGGACGCUCCUUCACGAGGCAGCGCUUCGAGGCCACCAGCAGGUCGCGAGCCGAUUGCUGGAGGCCAUGGCCCAGGCCGAUCUGAAUCUGAACCAAGCCGAUGAGCAUGGCAGGACCGCAAUGCAUCUCGCGGCUUCGAGCGGCCACGCAGCCAUCGUGCGGGAGCUUCUGUUCCUGGGCGCAGAUCCCGCAGCGCGGACUGCUCAUGGCGACACGCCCCUUCACCUGGCAACUACGGGGCCAGUGACGGAGGGCAAGAAGGAGGUGGUGCAGGUGCUGCUACAGGAUGGGGGGGACCACCUUCUGGACUUGGCCAACGACCGAGGUGAGACAGCGGAUCUCACGCGAGCGCUGGCCUGA
This is a messenger RNA of Symbiodinium natans, 5061 nucleotides long. Lineage: Eukaryota; Dinophyceae; Suessiales; Symbiodiniaceae. The record is from the annotation of a GenBank genome assembly.